Messenger RNA from Parascedosporium putredinis, 1404 nucleotides. The record is from the annotation of a GenBank genome assembly. NCBI's taxonomy places the organism in Eukaryota, Fungi, Ascomycota, Sordariomycetes, Microascales, Microascaceae.
AUGAGCACAAUCUCGGACCGCCCAAAACUUCCAGCGCCCGUCUCGCUUGCCACAGCCCCCGGCCAUCGGAGGAACACGCCCUCUCACGAGAUCCCCCGCCAAACCAUUAUCAAGGCACUUGCCUCUGUCGCCAGAAACCACAAGCCCGAAGCCCUCAGCUUGCCCGGCAUGCUUUCCGCUCACAGCAUGGUCGAUGAGCGGCCCGGCACUUCCUCGUCGCAGCAGCUCACAGACGCUCUCAACGAAAUUGCGGCGAGCCAGAACCUCACCCCCACCCUUUCCACCGCCCUCCCCGCCGGCCUGCAGUCGCCGUGCUUCUACCACCAGCGUUUCGAUGAUGCUGUCGACAUCGACAGGGUUCUCGAGGAGAUCAAGAAUGACCAGUACAUGUCGCAUUCCCGUCUCGUCCAGACCGCCACCGGCGUGCGCGAGGUUGCUAAGCAGCUGCAGCGACGCCCCAUCAAGCGCGCGGUACGCAAUGUCAUGAUUGUCACCAAGGCGCGCGACAACCAGCUCGUCUACAUGACGAGGGAGCUCGCCGGUUUUCUACUCCGGACCCCUCGGUACGGCUCCGACGUUGGCGUCAAUGUCUUUGUCGACGCCAAGCUCCGCAACGGCAAGCGCUUCGAUGCCGCGGGACUUCUUGCCGAGGACCCUCGCUUUGCGGAUAUGCUCAAGUACUGGACCCCCGAUCUCUGCUGGUCCCGCCCCGAGAUGUUUGACCUUGUCCUUACUCUUGGCGGAGACGGCACCGUGCUCUUCACCUCGUGGCUCUUCCAGCGCAUCGUCCCGCCUGUGCUGUCCUUCAGUCUCGGCAGCCUCGGGUUCCUCACAACCUUUGAGUUCGAGCGUUACAAGGACCACCUAAACCGGAUCAUGGGUUCUGAGGGCAUGAAGGUCAAUCUUCGCAUGCGCUUCACCUGCACGGUCUACAGAGACAGCAUCAACCACCAGAACGAAGAGGCUGAGCAGUUCGAGGUUCUCAACGAGCUCGUCAUCGAUCGUGGCCCGAGCCCCUACGUGUCCAACCUCGAGCUUUAUGGUGACGACGAGUUGCUCACCGUGGUCCAGGCGGACGGCUGCAUCUUUUCCACGCCAACUGUGUCGGUGCCGCGGAACUCGCGUGCGACGGCCUACUGUGCGUUUGACGGCAAGGGCCGCCUCGAGCUUCGGCAGGGCGACUACGUCACCAUCACCGCCAGCCAGUACCCGUUCCCCACUGUCGCUCGGACAGAUACUGAAUGGUUUGACAGCGCGUUUGACCCCUUUGCUGGGGACAAGGAUGAUCUCGCGGGCGACUGCGCCGAAUGGGACAUUGACACGGACUCGGCUUGCUAUGCGAGCGAGGAAGGCAGCGUUAGUGCCAGUCCUCUGAGGAGACAGAUGAGCCUCUUGGGCAUGUGA